AUGCUCACCCUCCUCUGCGAUAACUUUGGACCGCACCUCAUGAUGAGUAGCGGUCCCCGGUCGACCAUGCGGUCUAUUUUGAAUAACGACGAUAACCCUUCCUUUGCAGUACGCAAAAAUGCCGACUCUUCACCUCAACAGUUCGCUCAUGAAAAUCGCUACCACAAUGCCGAUUAUUCCGAGUCGGGGACUGCCAGGCCGUCUCACCUGACACAGCAGCAACAAACUCCAAUAUGGACGGCCACCCCUACUUCUACCACCAGGGAAUUUCGAGCUCAACCACAGCCAUACCCUAUCGAGUCGUCAAUCAGUCCCCUACCAGCACUUCACUCCCGGCAACCCUCGCUCGGAAGCAAUGACGGAUUGACAACCCCUACCAGCCCGCUGGAGAUGGAGAAGAAAUUCAAGAAAAACAAGUAUGCAUGCCCGUAUGCUAAAUCACAUUCUUGUACCGCCACUUUCACAACGUCCGGCCAUGCCGCUCGCCACGGUAAAAAGCAUACGGGGGAAAAAAGCGUGCACUGUCCAAUUUGUAACAAGGCUUUCACGCGGAAAGACAAUAUGAAGCAGCAUCGUCGAAUCCACAAACCCACCGUCAAAGAACCGUCAUCCCCCGAAUCGAAAGGGCAGAACAACUCAGACCAAGAACAUCGAGAUAACAGUCAGCCGGAGUCCGAUGGCGAAGACACGUCGGCUGGGUCGUCUCCUGCGCAAAGUAAUUGA
Messenger RNA from Talaromyces rugulosus, 723 nucleotides. RefSeq lists its product as uncharacterized. The transcript has a single exon. NCBI's taxonomy places the organism in Eukaryota, Fungi, Ascomycota, Eurotiomycetes, Eurotiales, Trichocomaceae. The coding region runs from base 1 to 723 and encodes 240 amino acids. The record is from RefSeq and is a predicted model, not a curated record.